Messenger RNA from Trichosporon asahii var. asahii CBS 2479, 5274 nucleotides. RefSeq names its product helicase. Gene Ontology annotation, molecular function: ATP-dependent chromatin remodeler activity; DNA binding; TBP-class protein binding. Lineage: Eukaryota; Fungi; Basidiomycota; Tremellomycetes; Trichosporonales; Trichosporonaceae. The transcript has a single exon. Bases 1 to 5274 code for a protein of 1757 amino acids. The record is from RefSeq and is a predicted model, not a curated record.
AUGUCCAAACUCAUCCUACUUCUCGACACGGGCACGUCCACACUUGUUCGACGCACCGCCGCCAAGCAGCUGGCAGACGUCGCCCUCAAGACUUUCUCUUCUCUCCCGACGGACGAUGCAUGGCAGGAUACCCUUGAUACCAUUGCCAAAAUCAUCCCCCUCCUCCGCUCCCGAUCCUCCGAAACCCGCAAUGCCGCCGCGAACGCUCUCGGCCUCAUCGCUCAAGCUCUCCCCGCUUGGGAGGGCUCAUCCGAGGACGCGCCGUCGCCGAUAGACCCGGGUGCGGCGUUCGAUGUGCACGCCGUCGCAUGCGCCAACGAGUUAUUGCUGGCGUCAGCAGGUCGCGAGUAUGUCGCCAAGCCUGGCCCCGCCGAUCGCGCCAAACGAAGGAAGGCGAUGCUCGGUGCUGUUGGCAUGGGCGGCGGCCUCGACAUGGGUAGCGACAUGGACGCUGUCCUCGACGAUGGCGACGACGGCACCUCGACGCCGACACCAGAAAACAUCUUUGAAGGCCUCUCCGCGCGACAAGUCGCCAUGUUGAAGCGCAAAAAGGGCAACAACAUGAUCGAAGAGGCCAACAAGAUGCGGCGCUUAAACGAAAAGGCGAAUGGCGGUCCCGCAUCGUCCGAGACGCCGACGCCCCGCUCGACGCCGAAAGGCACGCCGCAACCGACUCCCCCCCGCGACGUGAAACCCGAUAUCAAAUCCGAGCCGGAUGUCAAGCCGGAUAUCAGACCAGAGCCUGUGGUGAUUGAUCCGGGAAAGAAAGGCGGAGCGGUGGAAGCACACGAGGUGCAGACAUUAAAGCUGGACGCUCACGGACACUCGCCGUGGUCGGCCGUUGUCGCCGAGCUGUCUGGAGCUCUGACGGACCCUGCUUGGGAGUCUCGCCACGGCGCGUCUCUCGGUAUCACCGAGGUCCUGAGGCACACUGGCAGCAACAUUGCUGCCGGCUAUGUCGGCUUCCUCUCCGCUCUUGCUCGCCGGCUGCUGACCCUUCUGACGCUCGAUCGUUUCGGCGAUUUCGUCGGUGACACGGUCAUGGCGCCGGUCCGAGAAACAGCUGCGCAGGCUCUCGGCAUUUUGUUCAAGUUUGAAACUGAGGCCGAGGCCGCCGAGGUGCACAACGCGCUCGUGGACAUGGUUCGCCAGAGCUGGGCGAAGCGCGGCAAGGCGGCCGAGGGUCUCCCGCGCGGCGAUCGGUUCGCGUGGGAGCUCCGGCACGCUGGUCUUCUCGGUCUAAAAUACGAGGUUGUCGUGCGCGACACGGAAGCCAUCAUUCGCGACAUUGUGUCGUGCGCUCUGCUCUCUUUGCGAGAAGCGGACGAUGAUGUGCGGACGGUCGCCGCGUCCGCUCUUCUGCCCGCGGCCGGAGAUCUCGUCAAGCUGCCAGAGAUUGGUGACAUUCUGUCCACGCUGUGGGACUGCCUCGGCGAGGGCACCGACGAGCUCGGCAGCAGCACCGCAGCCGUCAUGGACCUCCUCGGCGCUCUCCUCGGCUACAGCGAGGUCAUCAGUCUCAUGGCGUCGAGCGCCGAUCAGCGAUCAGUCAUCUCGAGAAUCUAUGCCUUCAUCCGGCACCCGAUCGCCAGUGUCCGUCUCGCCGUCGCCAAGGCGCUCCUCGUCUUGAUGACUGUGCCCGAUCUGCCGCAUGACUGGAUCAAGUCCGACGUUUUGUCCCUGCUGUUCCAGAACCUUGUUCUGGAGGACCGGGAGGACGUGCGCUCCGUUUCGGCCGAGGCGCUGGAGGCUGGAUUCGCUGGCACCGCCGUUGACGAGACGGUUGGACCCAAGAUCAACGACUGGUACGCGAUUGCCAUGACGCCGGUGGGUGUCCCCCUCGACGAGGGGCUGUUCGUCGGCCGCCGUGUCCGCGGCCACGACGUGGACAAGGCCAUGUUUGCGGGCGAUAUGAGUCUGAUCUCGACCGAGCUGGUACUGGAGACGCGCAUCGCGGCCGCCAAGGCCCUCGCCUCGCUCCGGUCGUACCCGCACGCGUUUGACGACCUCGCCCUCGUGCGCCACUACCUCGGAUCGACAAACGCGCACCAAGUUUUCCUCGCUUCGACUGUCAUUCGGGAAUGGGCGCUGAAGAACCGGCAGGAGGCGGUCGAGCUCGCCUCGGCGCUCAUCCCCCUGCUGGCGCCCCCGGCAACGUACAACGAAAUGACAACCAUGCUGCAGCGCGUGUACGACGAAGUCCGCGCACUGUUCUCGGCGUUCACGACCGAGGGCAAGGUCAAGCGAGACCGCAUCCCCGAGCUGCCUUCCCGCGUGGAUCCCUUGGGCGGAGCGGACGCUUUCACUCUGGACACUGCGCGACGCGCCGUCGGUCCCACGUUUGACGCUCUCGCCAAGCUCCUGCGCGGUGCCCACGCAAAGUCGGCACUGGCAAACCUGAAAGACCGGCAGCGCAAGGUGCUCGCGUCGAUCGGCUACUUUAGCGCGAUGAAGGACAAGCUCGAUGUCCAGGUCGGAGCUGGCGUUGCCGGCGCCCUCAUUGCGCUUGGCGUCAUGCCGCCAAAGCUCGGCCCCGUCGUCAAGGCUGUCAUGGACGGCGUCAAAAAGGAAGAGUCCGAGCUGCUCCAGGCUCGAGCCGCAGACAGCGUCGGCGCACUCGUCGCCUUUUGCUGUUCGCCCGAGUUUAGCGCCGCCGUCAACCCGGUGGACAAGGUGCUGAAAAACUUGUUCACGUUCCUGAACUCGGACGUUUCAGUGACACCAGUGUUCACGCCAAACACCGAGGGCAUCCUGUCGCUAAAGGACACCCCGGCGCCGACAGGCAAGAGGGGCCUCCCAGUCCCCGACGAGACCGAAGAGCAGAUUGCUGCCCGCGUCACGCGGCGCGGCGCCCUCGCCGCCCUCGCGGCCGUUGCCAAGCGGUUCAGCGGCAGCCUGUUCGAGCGCGUGCCCCGGUUCUGGGACGGCAUCAGCGCUUCGCUCCUCGCCGUGGCGGGCGGGGACUCGCAGGCGCUGGAUGAGCGCCUGUCAGAACCUCGCUCGCCCGGCCAGGACUUGGUCGACGGCCUAACGUCGCUCCGGCUUGUCGCCCCCACACUCGACCCGGCACUUCACCCGCAGCUCGUGUCUCUCAUCGCGCCUCUGAUCAUCGCGCUGCAGUCUUCCUUUGCGGUCGUCCGCAACGCCGCUGCCCGUACCCUGGCGGUACUUUGCGCCGUCGCCACCGAGGAAGGCAUGCGCCGUGUCGUUGACGAGGUCGUACCGCUUGUCGGCGACGCUGAAAACGUUUAUGCGCGCCAAGGUGCCGUCGAAGCAAUCCACCACAUCAUCAAAGAGCUCGACAUCAAGGCGCUGCCAUACGUGCUCUUCCUGAUUGUCCCGAUUCUCGGACGCAUGAGCGACUCGGAUGAGAGCACGCGUCUGCUGGCGACCGCGACAUUUGCGUCGCUCGUCAAGAUGGUCCCGCUGGAAGCCGGUAUCCCCGACCCUCCCGGGUUCUCUGCAGAGAUGCUCGCCAAGCGCGACGACGAACGGCGAUUCCUGGCACAGCUGCUGGACGGGUCCCGUGCGGAAAGCUACGAACUGCCGAUCAACAUCAAGGCAGACCUCCGCCAGUACCAAAAGGAUGGUGUCAGCUGGCUGGCAUUCCUGGCCAAGUACCAGCUGCACGGCAUUCUCUGUGACGACAUGGGUCUUGGCAAGUCGUUGCAGACCAUUUGCAUCGUGGGCAGCAAGCACCACGAGCGCGCCGCUCGGUACAAGGCCACGAAGAGUGUCGACUCGGCCCAUCUCCCGUCGCUCAUUGUCUGCCCGCCCACGCUGACCGGGCACUGGUACCACGAGAUUCGCAAGUUUACAGACGAGCUUCGGCCCGUGCAGUAUGUCGGCAACGCGUCGCAGCGCGCCAGCCUCCGGCCGCACCUGAAACAGUACGACGUCGUUAUUACCUCGUACGAGGCCGUCCGCAACGACAUUGCCGACCUCGGCCGGAUGAACUGGCUGUACUGUGUUCUCGACGAAGGGCACGUCAUCAAGAAUGCCAAGACCAAGCUAUCGCAAGCCGUAAAGCAGAUUCGCUCCCAGCAUCGACUGCUGCUGUCGGGAACGCCCAUCCAGAACAAUGUGCUCGAGCUCUGGAGUCUGUUCGACUUUUUGAUGCCAGGGUUCCUUGGAUCAGAGCGCGCGUUCAACGAGCGUUUCUCCAAGCCGAUCCUGGCAGACCGCGACGGCAAGGCCACGGCGAAAGAGCGGGAAGCUGCCUCUGCCGCCCUCGAGGCGCUGCACAAGCAAGUCUUGCCGUUCUUGCUGCGACGACUGAAGGAAGACGUCCUCAGCGACCUGCCGCCCAAGAUUAUCCAAGACUACUACUGCGACCUCUCCGACGUGCAAAAAGUCAUGUACGACGAGUUCUCCCACUCGAACGCGGCGGAAGAGGCCGGCGAGUUUGCGGCGGGCGGCGGCGGCCAGACGCACGUGUUCCAGUCGCUGCAGUACCUGCGCAAGCUGUGCAAUCACCCCGCUCUCGUGCUCCGCGACGACAAACAGGCUCUCGCCAAGGUCGAGCACAAGCUCGGCAAGGUACCGCCUCUGCAUGACCUCAGUCACGCCCCGAAACUGGAGGCGCUCAAGCAGCUCUUGACAGACUGUGGCAUCGGCCUCCCGCAGGUCGACAAGUCUGACCCGUCUGGACCGUUCACCGGUUCUCACCGAGUGCUCAUCUUUUGUCAGCUGCGGCCGAUGCUCGAUCUCAUCGAGAGCGACCUCUUCCGCGCGCACAUGCCCACCGUGUCGUACAUGCGUCUGGACGGCGCGACGGAUCCGAGGAAACGGCACGCGAUCGUCGAGACGUUCAACGCAGACCCCAAGAUUGACGUCUUGCUCCUGACCACCAGCGUCGGUGGCCUGGGCCUGAACCUGACCGGGGCCGACACGGUCAUCUUUGUUGACCACGACUGGAACCCGAUGAAGGAUCUCCAGGCCAUGGACCGCGCACACCGUCUCGGGCAGAAAAAGGUUGUCAACGUGUACCGUCUCAUCACCCGCGGCACCCUCGAGGAGAAGAUCAUGGGUCUUCAGCGCUUCAAGUUGAACAUUGCCUCGAGCGUAGUGACCCAGCAAAACUCUGGCCUGGGGUCGAUGAACACGGGCGAGGUGCUCGACUUGUUCAGGGUUGACGGUGAUGACACGAAAAAACCAAAGCGGGACGCCUCGGGCCUCAGCAUGUCCAAGGUGCUCGAGGGUCUCGAAGACUUGCCUCCAGAAGACGAGUACGCCGAGUUGUCGUUAGAUAAUUUCCUCAGCAAAAAUCAGUAG